Molecule: messenger RNA, 906 nt
Organism: Brassica rapa (field mustard)
Lineage: Eukaryota; Viridiplantae; Streptophyta; Magnoliopsida; Brassicales; Brassicaceae
Source: RefSeq, a predicted model, not a curated record
GUGUUUGCCAGUUCAAGCAAUUGAUUGUAUGAACAGAAUCGGAACAGCUCGGUAGGUAUGGGACUAACAGACUCUGGUAGCUUAUCAAAAGAGGUUCCAUCAUUGAACCUUAUGGAGAGCGACUCAUCAUACAAGCGGAAGUUGGGGUUGUUGCGCGAGACAUCAAAACCGCUCAAAUGCAUAGACAGCUCCUUCACUGAGACGGUUCUUAAAUCUGAGUUGACGGAUGGAACCAAUGGAUCCUUGUAUAAUGGUCGAAUUCUCAUCAAGGAGCAGUAUGUCAAAGCUCAGUUCACCUCCUUUCUUGACAUUCCUCGCCUCCCAAAACCUCAGCAAACGCACUUCCGCGGUGUUGGAGCAUCGCCCGGCUUUCAAGUCAGCAAGGAUGGUGUAGGAUUUCGCCAUCGCAGUAAUCAGCAAGGAGAAGAGAGUUUUCGUUUUGAUUUCUUUGAAGCUUUGCUGUUCAUGGCUGAGAUAGUGGUUAUUUAUAGCAGGAGCUUUAGACGUUACUCCGGGGUUUCGAUGAGGGCAAUUCAAUGUUGCGGAGUGGAUGAGUGAGUUAAUUACUCAUAAGGUCGGCGUCAAGUAAGAAUCAAUGAGACGUUAGGGAAAAGAAUGCGGAAAGGCGAUCGACGAUAUGCAAAGCAUAAACAUAACCGGCUACCUCAACUGCAAAGGAGAAGAGAUGAAAGAACCUAGGUUAACCCUAGGUCUGGUUUCUAGAAUCAGGAGCCCAUUCGAAUUAAAAACAUGGCCCAAAAUAAACAAUUUAAAAUCAAAACCCAAACAUAAGAAUUCAAAAACACAACCCAACCGAAACCCAAACGUAACAAUUCUCAAAACACUAUGUUUAAAUAAUGAUGCCACGUGGCGAGAAAACCCCAAAGGAGAGACUUAAACUAACUU